Scylla paramamosain (green mud crab) is the source of this 1713-nucleotide messenger RNA. Its product is annotated as salivary glue protein Sgs-3-like. Lineage: Eukaryota; Metazoa; Arthropoda; Malacostraca; Decapoda; Portunidae. Bases 389 to 1612 code for a protein of 407 amino acids. The transcript is spliced from 6 exons. The record is from RefSeq and is a predicted model, not a curated record.
AGAAUGAAAUAAGAGAGGAGGGGAGACAAGUGGGAGAUGGCAUGUAAUGGUAGAAAGGCUGGGGUGAAACGGAUGAAUGAAGUAGCGAGAGGGAGGCCGGUGGCAAGGGUGGAGAGUGGACAUUGUGGAUGGAAGGUCAAACUAAAAGCAUCACAAGGCAUGACUAUGCACCGUGACCAACCAACAAAAAAAGCUACGAGCUGACGGCUUAGCACGAGAGAAUAGCACCAGUGUGGCUGCACCGUUCAGAGGUUACGCUGUGUUAUCUCACAUCCAGAAAUAAGUGACACAUUUAUGGGUGAAAGGGCCGCACUGUUUACGUGAUAAUUAAGGUUUUACUCCCCUGAUUAUCACAUCUGCAUCUGUCUUGCCAUAUUCAAACUCUGUCAUGCUGGGAUUGAGGAGCGCCAUCCCCGCGCUAAUUCUGGCCGCUCUAGUAUGGCGUGCCAGGAGUCAAGAUACUACCACCACCACCACCACCACAACUGACCCACCCACAACCGCGACCACUACAACCGACCCACCCACUACCAAAACUACCACAACUGACCCACCCACUACCACGAUCACCACAACUGACCCACCCACUACCACGAUCACCACAACUGACCCACCCACUACCACAACUACCACAACUGACCCACCCACUACCACAAUCACCACAACUGACCCACCCACUACCACAACAACCACAAAUGACCCACUCAUUACCACAAUCACCACAACCGACCCACCUUCUACCACAAUCACCACAACCGACCCACCUUCCACCACAAUCACCACAACAGACUCACCCACUACCACGACCACCACACCCGACCCACCCACUACCACAACCACCACAACUACCACAACUGACCCACCCACUACCACAACCACCACAACCGAGCCACUCACUACCACAACCACCACAACCGACCCACCUUCUACCACAAUCACCACAACAGACUCACCCACUACCACGACCACCACACCCGACCCACCCACUACCACAACCACCACAACUGACCCACCCACUACCACAACCAUCACAACUGACCCACCCACUACCACAACCACCACAACUGACCCACCCACUACCACAACCAUCACAACUGACCCACCCGCUACCACAACCGACUCACCCACUAUCACAACUGACCCGCCCACCACCGCCACCAUCACCACCAUCGACCCACCCACAACCACCACCACCACCACCACCACCAUCGACCCACCCACAACCACCACCACAUCAACAGACCCACCCACCACCAUCACCACUACCAACCCACCCACCACCACCACUAUCUUAACCACGACUACAACCACUUCGCCCUCUACCACAACCCAACCUCUGUGCCCGAAGGACCUCCCACAGUACUGGACAGAUUGCUACGGUAGUUACUAUAGGUGCCAAGACUGUUACGUGACGUGCCGGGGAUGGCGUGUGCCUCGCCCUCCCUUCAAUGCUACCGUGGGCUGCCUCGCGAGUCACUUGUGCGGCGAAGUGAACCUAGACUGCAGUGACCCAAGAAACUGCCGGCCAGUGCACAGGUGGGUGUGGGGCACAAGACCUCGCCAGUACCCAGGGCGGUCCCACUGGCCUUGGAAAGGGCGACGUAUAUUCUAGAUGGUGGGUUUGGUGGAGGAAACGACCUUGACCACAUCCUGGAAUGUCCUCGAUCCCGCCUCUCUCUCUCUCUCUCUCUCUCUCUCUCUCUCUCUCUCUCU